Melampsora larici-populina 98AG31 is the source of this 336-nucleotide messenger RNA. RefSeq lists its product as uncharacterized. Gene Ontology annotation, molecular function: L-malate dehydrogenase (NAD+) activity. Bases 1 to 336 code for a protein of 111 amino acids. Gene Ontology annotation, cellular component: cytoplasm. The transcript is spliced from 2 exons. Lineage: Eukaryota; Fungi; Basidiomycota; Pucciniomycetes; Pucciniales; Melampsoraceae. The record is from RefSeq and is a predicted model, not a curated record.
AUGUUACUCAAAAGGGCAAGAGCCCCCAAAGCAGCUGACACACCAAUACAAGGUCCCAGUGAUUGGUGGUCAUUUGGGUUACACAAUCUUCUCCAUCCCUACCAUCAUGUCUUAUCAGAUGAAACCAAACUUAAGGAACUUAUCAAUCAAAUCCAAUUUGGUGGAGAUGAAGUUGUCAAAGCUAAAGAAGGGAAAGGUAGUGCUACCUUGAGUAUGGCUUAUGCUGGUUUUCAAUUUGUCAACAGUUUGAUCAAAGCUAAAUGGGAAGGAAAGACUGGAGUGACGGAUAUGGUUACAUUGCUGUUCAAUCUGAAGCUCAUAUUGCUAGUGUGGUAG